Myotis myotis is the source of this 1145-nucleotide messenger RNA. RefSeq names its product ATP23 metallopeptidase and ATP synthase assembly factor homolog (gene ATP23). Bases 82 to 888 code for a protein of 268 amino acids. NCBI's taxonomy places the organism in Eukaryota, Metazoa, Chordata, Mammalia, Chiroptera, Vespertilionidae. Gene Ontology annotation, cellular component: extrinsic component of mitochondrial inner membrane. The record is from RefSeq and is a predicted model, not a curated record. The transcript has 6 exons. Gene Ontology annotation, biological process: mitochondrial protein processing; mitochondrial proton-transporting ATP synthase complex assembly. Gene Ontology annotation, molecular function: metalloendopeptidase activity.
UUGGCGCGGGGGUGGCUACCUUUCCUGGCGUCAUCCCGGGCGCCGAAGGCGGGAGGGAGCGGCGCCGGGUCCGCGGAUGGCAUGGCAGGCGCUCCGGGCGCCGCGGGCCAAGCCUCCCCCGAGCAGCUGGCUCCGGAGCAGCCCCAGCAGGGCUUCCUCGCCCGCUUCCUCGCCGACGACCAGAAGUGCCAGCUCAUGCUCCUGAAGACGCUGCAGACCAGUAGGAGCCGACGGGAGGCUGGGGCCGCGGGUGGCGCCGAGAGCGGGGGCUCCGGGUCAGCCCCAGGGCGGCCCGGCCCGGGUUCUGGGCAGCUCAGCGGAGAGACCGGGCCGGAUCCAUAUGUCAAACUUCUGCUUGAUGCCAUGAAGCGCUCUGGUUGUGCCGUUAACAGAGAAAGACACUUUUCUUGUGAAGACUGUAAUGGGAAUGUCAGUGGAGGCUUUGAUGCGUCAGUGUCUCAGAUUGUUUUGUGCCAGAAUAAUAUCCGUAAUCAGGCCCAUAUGAACAGAGUGGUCACCCACGAGCUCAUUCAUACGUUUGAUCAUUGUCGUGCUCAUGUCGACUGGUUCACCAAUGUCAGACAUUUGGCCUGCUCAGAGAUUCGAGCUGCUAACCUCAGUGGAGACUGCUCACUUGUGAAUGAAAUAUUCAGGCUACGUUUUGGAUUAAAACAACACCAUCAGACGUGUGUCAGAGACAGAGCCAUUCUUUCUAUCCUGGCUGUUAGGAAUGUCAGCAAAGAAGUAGCUGAAAAGGCUGUUGAUGAAGUUUUUGAAUCUUGUUUCAAUGACCAUGAACCUUUUGGAAGGAUCCCACAUAACAAGACAUAUGCAAAAUAUGCUCACAGAGACUUUCAAAACCGUCAUCGGUAUUACUCAAACAUAUGAAGGCAAUGACAUUUUAUAUUACAGAGCCUCAGUGAUCACGAAGAAAAUAUGGUUCUCAGGUGCACAAAUGUAUAAAACAUAAAUGAUCAAUUAAAUACAGAUAAGACAGAAGAUGCCGGUCCUAGUAUAUUAUCAGAAAAUGUAACUCCGGUGAAAAAUGGAACUGCCUUAAACUUCAAGGCAAAAAUUAUAUCUGUAUAGCUAACCAUUCGGUGAAUAAGGCAAAUCAAUUACAUUUUUGUAUUUUCUACAUUGUA